Messenger RNA from Castor canadensis (American beaver), 1152 nucleotides. Lineage: Eukaryota; Metazoa; Chordata; Mammalia; Rodentia; Castoridae. The record is from RefSeq and is a predicted model, not a curated record.
AUGGGGACGACCACACCUGGGGGGAGGACGCAGGUGGCCUGGGGCUGGAGCUGGACAUCACUCAUGCUGUGGGCCUCAGACCAGCGCCAGCCCAAGGCCACCUGGACCACAGCAGGGACUGCAGCCACCUCAGGAGCACAGAGUUGGUGCCACCGGGUUGCGGGGGAUCCUGUUGCACAGACUUCACCUGCCAUGAGCGCUCCGGCUGCUUCUGCAGCCUGUCCUGCGGGAAUGCGAUUGGAUGUCGGGCCUGUGCCCACGUUUGUGGGAUGUGCCCCUGCACCCCUGUCCAUCCAGGCAGUCACCGACACCAUGACUUACUGUCUGAACAAGAAGUCCCCAUUCCACGAGUCCCGGCUGCUGCAGCUCUGGGGCAAGGUGGCACCCUGCAUCACCCGCCCCGUGGUGCUCAAGUGGUCCGUCACCCAGACGCUGGAUGUCACUGAGCAGCUGGACGCUGGGGUGAGGUACCUGGACCUGCGGAUCGCCACACAUGGCGGAGGCUCAGAGAAGAACCUGCACUUCGUGCACAUGGUGUACAUCGCCCUGGUGGAGGACACGCUGACGGAUUCAGAGUGGCUGGAGAGCCACCCCCGCGAGGUGCUCAUCCUGGCGCAGAACUUUGAGGGCAUGGGACGAUGACUGCAUGAGUAUCACACCUGCAUCAAGAAUAUCUUUGGUGCUUGCUGUGUCCCCGAGGGUGAGGAGCCCACACUGCGGCAGCUGUGGGCACGAGGACACCAGGUCAUCGUGUCCUACGAGGACGAGGGCUCCGUCAGCCGGCACCUGAGCUGUGGCCCGGGAUCCUACUGGUGGGGCAACCAGGUGAAAACCCAGGCGCUCAUCCACUACCUGGAGGCCAUGAAGAGCUGCGGCCGUCCAGGGGGAUUCUUCGUGGCGGGCACCAACCUCACAGAGAACCUGGGAUAUGUCCUGGUGCACCCGUCCGGGUCCCUGAGGACGAUGACACUGCCCAGCCUGCCGGACCUGAGCGCCUGGGUGCGCGAGCAGUGCCCGGGCCCCGGGCCCCGCUGCACCAACAUCAUCGCCGGUGACUUCAUCGGCGCCGACACCUUUGUCAGUGACGUCAUCAGGCUCAACGACAAGCUCCUGUGUGCUGACCUGGUCCCUGUGGCCUUGCGGGCGGGCUGA